AACAUAUAUAUUUUCAUUACUUUUAAUUUAAUUAUAAAAUUUGUUUUGAAUUUUAAGACACAUUUGAUUUGUUAAUUGAAGACAUCAUUUGAAAAUAGUUGUCAAUAUUUGCGCCGAUAUUCAAGUGAACGUACAGUCAGUAUAGCACUGAAUACCGCAUACUAUUCAAAGACGGGCAAUGGAUGGCAACAGUGGUGGCAAUGAUCUACCGGUGCGACUGUCCCUAUGGGAGCGUAUCCUUAGGAUAGUGUACUCGAAGGAGGAAUGGGAGGCCUAUAUGAUAGAGAAGCGACGAAAACUCAGACAAAAAGAGGACAAGAAGUCUCAUAAAAGGGAUGGCAGAUAGGCC
Molecule: messenger RNA, 349 nt
Organism: Oppiella nova
Lineage: Eukaryota; Metazoa; Arthropoda; Arachnida; Sarcoptiformes; Oppiidae
Source: the annotation of a GenBank genome assembly